GCAAAGCCCGUCGUACAAUGGCGUGACAUCAGAAGAGUUAGCGCUCAAGAUUAGCCUUGCCAGCCACACUCUAGAAUUCUUGACCCAGAGCUAUUUGAGAUGCACGGCAGACCAACAGAUCAAUACAAAUGGAACGGGAUGUGGCAUGCCUACAAUAGAGAACUCGUCAGGGGUUUUCCAGUACAACCCGGCCAAUUCCAGACAGUCUGCGUGGAUGAGAGAUUCCCAACCGACAAAUCAAAGCUCGGCAAACAGAGUGUGGUUUUUUAGAGGAUUUGUGAGAGACAACGCGGUGAUAAUGUUCGACUCAGUAGAGGCCAUGAAGCGCAACCACUCACGUGAGACCAUCAGACUCCCAUACAACUGGGCAGGCACUGGACAUGUUGUAUACAGGGAUUCCGUAUACUUUCAGCGUGCCCUCACGAAGAACAUAGUCAAGUUCGAUUUCAAGAACAGAACUGCCAUGAUUGAGGCAUCAAUGAGGGACGUAGACGGGGGCAACACGUGUACAUAUCCGUGGCGCGGUUACACUACCACUGACUUUGCCGUGGACGAGUACGGGCUGUGGUUAGUGUACGGGAAUAUAAGUAACAACUGUAACCUGGUCAUCGCCAAGAUCAACCCGGACACUCUCAACGUGGAGAAAUCGUGGGCGACGACCAUUAGCAGUGGAAGCGUGGGAAACACUUUCAUGAAAUGUGGCGUGCUUUACGCCACGAAUUCCUACAGUGAAUUGUCCAAUUACAUCCGCUAUACCUAUGACACCAACACUGGGAAACAAGAGUCGCUUCCACCGAAUGGGAUCCCGUUCAAACCACCUGGUAAAUACAACACCAUGUUAGAUUAUAAUCCACAUGACGGUCUUCUGUAUUAUGCAGAUAUGAUUAAGGGAAAUCUUGCCACUUUUCCAAUUGUCUAAUCAAUGAAACAAGAUUUCGGCUACAAACAAGAAAGCCAAGAAAUAAAAAAAG
Molecule: messenger RNA, 971 nt
Organism: Lingula anatina
Lineage: Eukaryota; Metazoa; Brachiopoda; Lingulata; Lingulida; Lingulidae
Product: noelin-2
Biological process (GO): signal transduction
Source: RefSeq, a predicted model, not a curated record